Molecule: messenger RNA, 814 nt
Organism: Apis laboriosa (Himalayan honeybee)
Lineage: Eukaryota; Metazoa; Arthropoda; Insecta; Hymenoptera; Apidae
Product: homeobox protein unc-30-like
Exons: 3
Coding region: 1-780 (259 amino acids)
Biological process (GO): regulation of transcription by RNA polymerase II
Molecular function (GO): RNA polymerase II transcription regulatory region sequence-specific DNA binding; DNA-binding transcription factor activity, RNA polymerase II-specific
Source: RefSeq, a predicted model, not a curated record
AUGAAAAACGAAAUUUAUAAUUCAUUUUUUCAAUUAAAACUUGUUCGUUGCCACUCUAUUAAAGAGAUUUAUUUUUUAAACGAAACAAUGUUGUGUGGAAAUUCGGAACAAGUAGAAAACAACAGCGUAAUAGUUUCACAGAUUACGAAUCCUCAUACACCACAAGAUUUCACGGUCUCACGCUUAUUAUCGACGCCAACUAACUCCUUAGAAUGUAAUGAAACUUCUACGGCACCUGCAUGUAGAAGACCCAGAAGAAGUAGAACAACAUUCUCGGCAGAACAAUUAGCCGCUUUGGAAAGAGUGUUUGAAAGGACGCAUUAUCCAGACGCUUUUGUUCGAGAAGAACUUGCAACACGUGUCUCUUUAUCGGAAGCCAGAGUACAGGUAUGGUUUCAAAAUAGACGCGCCAAAUUUCGUCGGAAUGAAAGAAGUUCUGCUAUUAAUCGGGGCGUCUCUACUAACAGAGAAGUAGAAACUACUUUACCUUUAAGGCCUAUCAGAAUAACGCAUACACAGGAAAAUAAUUCGGAGAUUUUGCAAACUCCUCAAGUGACGCAAUAUCCCUAUAGCGAGUAUUGGAGAUCGUCGCAGCAUUACACCUCUAUGCAAACAUCUACCUGCCAUGGAUUUAUAAAUAGUAAUUUAGGAAAUGUUAAUCUUCCUUCGUAUCAUCAGGCAGAAAUUCACGGAGGAUCCACGAUGAGCAAUUUAAAUGCAUUACGAUUCAGGACGCAUCCAUACGGAACUUCAUAUUCUCCCAUGCAUGCAAGCAUGUAAUCUCUCUCUCUCUUUCUCUCUCUUUCUUUUUUAA